Messenger RNA from Pogoniulus pusillus (Red-fronted tinkerbird), 5669 nucleotides. RefSeq names its product ankyrin repeat domain containing 50 (gene ANKRD50). Lineage: Eukaryota; Metazoa; Chordata; Aves; Piciformes; Lybiidae. The transcript is spliced from 5 exons. The record is from RefSeq and is a predicted model, not a curated record. The coding region runs from base 990 to 5243 and encodes 1417 amino acids. Gene Ontology annotation, molecular function: protein binding.
GCCGAGGAGAGUAACCAAAGGGGUUGAGGCAGCUGUGGACCGGGGUGGCCGCGGCCCUGGCACGGCGGCGGCCCGGAGGGCGGGAGCCCGGGGGCCUGGAGGAAGAGGAAGGGGCGCGGCGCAGCCGCCGUCGCCGCGGGGAAAGCCUGGAGGAGCAGCAGCAGCCGCUGGGGCGGGCGGCAGAGAGCUCUAGGGGAAGAUGUUGUCUCUUCUGACAUCUUGCGAUUGAGAUCCCUGAGAACAGGUUAAGUGAGAAUCCAAGUUCCUAAGGAAGACACGCACGAAUGUAUUGAAACAAGAGGCUGUAAACCUUAUUUCUUUUCCUGUUGUCUCUACUGCUUAAGAAACAAUAAUCUGAGGCGCUUCGCAGACACUUGUCCAGAUGCAUGAAGCCUGCAAAGCUUGCUGUCCAAACUGACCCUUUCUUAGUAAGUGAUACUUACCCACGGUUGUGGUGUGUGUGUAGUACUCUGAAGAAAAAUCACCUUCUCUAACACAAUCCCCAGAAGGAACAUUUUAUUACGGACUGCUUUUUCUGGAUGUAUAUCCAGAGAGAUUAAUGCUUGGAGUUGAAAGGCAUGUAGCGUACACUGAAAAGUUGGCUUUGCCUCAGUUUUGCCAGAUGUAUUGUCUCCCCUGCCUACUGGGAGCACACACAACUGCAUAAACUGCAGAUGCAGCCAUGGAGCUGCGUGGACUUCUGAGCCGUAUGAGAAGUAUUGUUGAGCGCUGGUAUCAGACACCACUUCAUGAUGUCAGCUGAACUGUGAUUGUGUUAUGCUGAUGGUAAUAAAGCACACAAAUGGAGUGACACCCUUCCUGGGGAGAGGCUGUUAAGUUUUAAGAGGCAGGUUAACUGAUUACCACAACCUCUGUCAAGUUCCAUGCAGAAGAUCUUUCAGCGCAAGAUGACUGCGUAUCUCCCCACCCUGAGAUGCUGAAAGUGUUACUGCUGCUUAUGACAAAUCCAAAAGAAGAAGCUUUAUAAAAUGGCUCAAACCAGCUUGCUGCAAGGAAAGCAGUUUUACUGUAGGGAGUGGGUUUUCCACAAGCUUCAGCACUGCCUCCAGGAGAAAGCUAACUGCAGCAAUAGUGCUGCCAACAAACCAUCUCUUGUAGUGAAUUCUGGGAAUAAUACUGGUGUUCUCUCUGGAAAAGGAGCUGCCUGGGGUGUAUUGUUGGUAGGAGGGCCUGGCAGUGGGAAGACAGCCCUCUGUACCGAGUUACUAUGGCCAAGCUCACCUGCAAACCUACAAAGAGGCUUACAUCGUCAGGCUCUAGCCUUCCAUUUCUGCAGGGCCCAAGACUCUGACACGCUGUGUGUUGGAGGGUUCAUCAGAGGUUUAGUUGCACAGAUCUGCCACAGUGGACUGAUCCAGGGAUAUGAGGACAAACUAAGAGAUCCUGCUAUUCAAAGUCUCUUGCAACCUGGGGAGUGUGAGAGGAACCCUGCUGAAGCAUUUAAAAGGUGCAUUCUGCUCCCUCUCCUGGGGAUGAAGCCCCCUCAGCAGAGCCUCUUCCUGCUGGUAGAUUCCGUUGAUGAGGGCUGUAAUGUUUCUGAGGGUGAACAGACUUCUACAAGUUUAUCUGGAACAAUAGCAGAGCUUUUAGCUGGCCACUUUGAGUUCUUCCCUCCCUGGCUGCUCCUCCUGUGUUCCGCCCGCAAGCAGAGCAAGGCUGUUACAAAGAUGUUUACAGGUUUUCGAAAAAUAAGUCUGGAUGAUCUCCGCAAGGCUUACAUAGUGAAAGACGUGCAGCAAUACAUCCUUCAUCGUUUAGACCAGGAAGAGGCACUGAGGCAACAUCUCACAAAGGAAACUGCAGAAAUGCUGAAUCAGCUUCACAUCAAAAGCAGUGGCUGCUUUUUGUAUCUGGAACGUGUCCUCGAUGGAGUAGUGGAGAAUUUUAUUAUGUUACGAGAGAUCCGUGAUAUUCCGGGCACGUUAAAUGGCCUCUACCUUUGGCUCUGCCAGAGACUUUUUGUGAGAAAACAAUUUGCAAAAGUCCAGCCUAUUCUCAAUGUCAUCCUUGCAGCCUGCAGGCCAUUAACCACCACAGAAUUGUAUCAUGCAGUGUGGACCAAAAAUAUGACGCUGACGAUGGAAGACUUUCAGCGCAAAUUGGAUGUCCUGUCGAAAGUCCUUAUUGAUGGGCUUGGAAAUACAAAAAUCUUGUUCCACUACAGCUUUGCAGAGUGGUUGCUGGAUGUGAAGCAUUGUACACAGAAAUACUUGUGUAAUGCAGCAGAGGGACACAGGAUGCUGGCCAUGAGUUACACCUGCCGAGCAAAGGAUUUAACACCCUUAGAAGCUCAAGAGUUUGCCUUGCACCUAAUUAAUUCAAAUUUACAGUUAGAGACUUCCGAGCUGGCGCUGUGGAUGAUCUGGAACGGCACACCUGUCAAAGACUCCCUGUCAACCUUAAUACCUAAAGAGCAAGAAGUAUUGCAGCUGCUGGUCAAAGCUGGUGCUCAUGUCAACAGUGAAGAUGACCGCACGUCUUGCAUCGUUCGGCAGGCUCUGGAGAGAGAAGAUUCCAUUCGCACCUUGUUGGACAAUGGAGCGUCGGUGAACCAGUACGACUCCAACGGGAGAACGCUGCUGGCCAAUGCAGCCUACAGCGGCAAUCUCGAUGUGGUUAACUUACUGGUCUCCAGGGGAGCGGAUCUAGAGAUAGAAGACACUCAUGGGCAAACAGCACUUACCUUAGCUGCUCGGCAGGGACAUACCAAGGUUGUCAAUUGCUUGAUCGGCUGUGGGGCAAAUGUUAAUCACACCGACCACGAUGGCUGGACGGCGCUGCGAUCUGCAGCGUGGGGUGGGCACACUGAGGUGGUCUCUGCUCUGCUUUACGCUGGAGUCAAAGUGGACUGCGCAGAUGCCGACAGUCGGACGGCACUGAGAGCAGCAGCCUGGGGAGGGCACGAAGAUAUUGUGCUGAAUCUGCUUCAACACGGUGCUGAAGUUAAUAAAGCUGAUAAUGAAGGCAGAACGGCUUUGAUUGCGGCCGCAUACAUGGGGCAUAAAGAGAUCGUGGAGCACCUCCUAGAUCACGGUGCGGAGGUAAACCACGAGGAUGUGGAUGGAAGGACUGCGCUGUCUGUCGCCGCACUUUGUGUACCAGCCAGUAAGGGACAUGCCUCAGUGGUUAGUCUUCUAAUCGACCGUGGUGCUGAAGUUGACCAUUGUGAUAAAGAUGGCAUGACUCCACUGCUGGUAGCUGCUUAUGAAGGACAUGUAGAUGUUGUUGAUCUGCUUCUAGAAGGAGGAGCUGAUGUUGAUCACACAGACAACAAUGGCCGUACACCGCUUCUAGCAGCAGCCUCCAUGGGCCAUGCUUCAGUUGUAAAUACUCUUUUAUUUUGGGGUGCAGCUGUUGACAGCAUUGAUAGUGAGGGGAGAACAGUCCUGAGCAUAGCUUCUGCACAGGGCAAUGUUGAGGUAGUACGGACUCUGCUGGACAGGGGGUUAGAUGAAAAUCAUAGAGAUGAUGCAGGCUGGACACCUUUGCAUAUGGCAGCUUUUGAAGGUCACAGGUUGAUCUGUGAAGCUCUUAUAGAACAAGGUGCUAGAACAAAUGAGAUCGAUAACGACGGACGUAUACCUUUCAUAUUGGCCGCACAAGAAGGUCACUAUGAUUGUGUGCAGAUAUUACUGGAAAAUAAAUCCAACAUUGACCAGAGAGGCUAUGAUGGGAGAAACGCUCUCCGGGUUGCUGCUUUAGAAGGUCACAGAGAUAUAGUUGAACUACUGCUCAGCCACGGGGCAGAUGUGAACUACAAAGACGCCGACGGGCGGCCCACACUUUACAUCUUGGCAUUAGAAAACCAGCUCACAAUGGCUGAGUAUUUUUUAGAAAAUGGUGCAAACGUAGAAGCAAGUGAUGCUGAAGGAAGAACAGCACUCCAUGUUUCCUGCUGGCAGGGCCAUUUGGAGAUGGUACAGGUGCUGAUAACGUACCAUGCCGAUGUGAACGCUGCUGAUAAUGAGAAGAGAUCUGCUCUGCAGUCUGCUGCAUGGCAAGGUCAUGUCAAAGUAGUGCAGCUUCUCAUUGAGCAUGGAGCUCUGGUUGACCACACAUGUAAUCAAGGUGCUACUGGACUCUGCAUUGCAGCCCAAGAAGGGCACAUUGACGUCGUCCAAAUAUUACUAGAGCAUGGUGCUGAUCCAAAUCAUGCCGACCAGUUUGGGCGCACCGCUAUGCGUGUUGCAGCCAAAAACGGGCACUCUCAGAUUAUUAAAUUGCUGGAGAAAUAUGGUGCGUCUACUCUGAACGGUUGCACUCCGUCUCCAGUCCACACAAUGGAGCAAAAACCCUUACAGUCAGUCUCCUCCAAAAUGCAGUCGCUGACAAUGAAGUCCAAUAGUUCAGGGAGUACUGGUGGGGAUAUGCAACCUAGUAUGCGUGGCUUAUCUAACGGCCCUGCUCAUGCCUUCAGUUCUCCCUCGGAGUCUCCUGAUUCCACAGUUGACCGUCAGAAAUCGUCUUUGUCAAACAAUUCCCUGAAAAGUUCCAAAAAUUCCUCUCUCCGCACCACGUCAUCGACUGCCACCGCUCAGACGGUGCCCAUUGAUAGCUUCCACAGCCUGUCGUUUACCGAGCAAAUCCAGCAGCACUCCCUGCCACGUAGCAGAAGUAGGCAGUCCAUCGUUUCUCCUUCCUCCACGACUCAUUCCCUAAGUCAAAAUCAUAAUUCACCAAGCAGUGAAUUUGAAUGGAGCCAAGUGAAACCUAGUUUGAAAUCAACUAAAGCUGGGAAAGCGGGGAAAGCGGACAGCUCCAGCAAAUCCGGGUCAGCUGGGAAAAAAAUCAAACAAUGUAGUUCCUCCCAACCAAAAGUGUUAGAGUAUGAGAUGACUCAGUUUGAUAAACGAGUACCUAAUGCCAAAUCUGGGACAGGCAUGCCACUGAAAUCGAUGCCCACGGAGCCACAGUGCAAAAUCCUGGUCCCGCCAGCUCAGCAAGAAGUCGGUCGAUCUCAGCAGCAGUUUCUGAUCCACCAACAGGGUGGAGAACAGAAGAAAAGAAAUGGAAUUAUGACAAAUCCGAAUUACCAUCUUCAGAGCAAUCAGGUUUUUCUCGGUAGAGUUUCCGUCCCACGCACAGUGCAGGACAGAGGGCAUCAGGAGGUUCUGGAAGGUUAUCCUCCUGCAGAGACAGAACUCAGCCUUAAGCAAGCCUUAAAACUACAGAUUGAAGGUAGUGACCCAAGUUUCAACUACAAGAAGGAAACACCAUUAUAAAAGGCCAAUUCUGUGAUGCUAUGACCAGAAGCUCUUCUGUUCUGAAUGAUUCAUCAGCUGGCUGGGAUGGAAGCAAACGAUGCUUGUUUAGUCCACCUAGAAAUUCAAGAAUGUGAUUACCACAGUACAGUUACCUUAAUUACUGUAACGUGCCUACAUUUUUCAGGCUGCCUUCUCAGUAUAACCCUCUGUGCUUCAAAAAAGAAUUUGUUUUUUUUUUUUGGUGUACUUUGUAUUUAAUACACAGAAUGAGCACUUUUGUUUUUUUAACUGCAGGAAGAUACAUGCUGUAUUUCCCUGACAACAGCCGAAACUGGGAAGAACGAGGAAUUCUGACAUGGUGUUCCAGAACGCUUGGUAGAGGUGCAUGUGCCACAGUGAACUGUUUCUGGAGAGGCAGUGCUUUUUUUUUUUUUUUUUUUUUUU